Molecule: messenger RNA, 2112 nt
Organism: Gaeumannomyces tritici R3-111a-1
Lineage: Eukaryota; Fungi; Ascomycota; Sordariomycetes; Magnaporthales; Magnaporthaceae
Exons: 4
Coding region: 1-2112 (703 amino acids)
Biological process (GO): proteolysis
Cellular component (GO): cytoplasm
Molecular function (GO): calcium-dependent cysteine-type endopeptidase activity
Source: RefSeq, a predicted model, not a curated record
AUGCCCGCACCCCGAAAAAAGAAGAUCAAAUCAUCGGCCCAGGGAAUCAUCAAUGCCGCCUGGGAGCCCCUCUACCAGAAUCAGCCCCUCCGGCCUCUCAGGGUCCUCCCUAACAACCCUGUUCCAACCUCGACAACUGCUUCUGUGCAGGAUGAGCUGUUCACAGAGGGUUACGAGCGUGUCGCCCGGAAGUGCAAGAAACGUGUCCUCGAGAUAGUUGAGGAAUGUAGGCGAAGCAACAAGCGGUAUCUAGACGAGAACUUUGACUUGAGCCACGACUUGCAAGUGAAAAACGGGGAUACGCUGAACUACCUGGGGAACACCAUGUUUAAGCUAAACACGGAUACAAUGCGCGAUCCCAAAUCCGACAUACCCAAGGAUGUCAAGCGCGUACACGAAAUCUUUAACAAGCCGACGUUCAUGAAGAAUGUUAGCGGGUCAGACGUUAGGCAGGGCAGUCUGGGCGACUGCUGGCUAAUUGCCAGUUUCAGCUGUUUGGCGAAUAUCAAAGGGGCGGUUAACCGAUUGUGCGUUGAGCACGACGCAAGAAUUGGGGUUUAUGGUUUCGUGUUUUACAGAGGAAUGUAUGUAACGCGGAAACUGUUAAACGGCGAAUGGGCCCACUCCAUCGUCGACGACCAGCUUUACCUCAAAUAUCCUCCUUGGAAUCGCCGUGGCACAGAACGGUAUCUUAUCGAGAAGCUCGACAAUGACCAAAUAGAGGGAGAGGCCCUUUACCGCGAUACAUACCAAACCGGUUCCAAGGCUUUGUUCUUCGCGCGGAAUGUGGAUCAGAAUGAGACAUGGCUGCCAUUAGCGGAAAAGGCGUUCGCCAAGAUCCACGGUGAUUACGCUUCGUUGGACGGCGGUUCGAUCUGCGAAGGGCUCGAGGAUUUCACUGGCGGUGUCACUAUGGACUGGCUGUCAUCCAACAUUCUGGAUCCUAACACGUUUUGGGAUGACUAUCUUUGCAAAGCUAACCAGGAGUUUUCGCUUUGCUGUCUGGCUGGCCCAUUCGGCGAUGGGGAAGGACAGUGGAAUGGCAUUGUGGAGUGCCACGCAUAUACCGUCAUAAAAGCAUGUGCAACCAGCGAUGGCACCAAGCUAGUCAUGCUCAGAAAUCCCUGGGGUACAGGCGAAGGCGUCUGGAAAGGCCCGUACUCGGACGGGUCCAAGGAAUGGACUCCCGAGUUGCAAAAGGAGCUACAGCACUCGUUCGGCAGCGGCUCAUAUUGGAUGACCUACAGUGAUAUGCUGUCCAAGUGCCAAUACAUCGGCUGCACCCGCCUCUUGCGCGAGGACGGUUGGCGCCACUCCCAGCGCUGGAUCUGUGUCGACGUGCCAUGGCACACGCAAUGGCAGGAGAAGUUCCACAUACGCCUGGCCCGCAAUGCGCCUUUGGUGGUCCUCACGCUUUCGCAGCUCGACAGCCGCUAUUUCAAAGGCCUGGAGGGCCAACACUCGCUCGAACUGCAGCUGCGCGUCUUUAAGCAGGGGGAGUCCAAUCUGGAGAAUUACGUUGCGCGUUCGCACAAGUCCUUCAUGGAGCGGUCAGUUAGCGUCGAAAUCCCGGAUAUUGCGGCCGGCGACUACUCCAUCUGGGUUUCGGUAGAGGCUCAACGAAGGCCGGGCGACCCAAAAAGCGUCGCCGCUGUGGUAGAGCACGAGUGCCGCAGCAAUGAGCGAAAGGAAAAGUUCCAGCAGGCCGGGCGCGCCUACGACCUAGCCCACACCAAGGCUGCCCAGUACCUAGAGGUGGCAAGACGACAUCUCCCAGAGGGCAAAAACAAGCGCAAAAGGCGCAAGGCGGGAAGCAAGGCGGGGAGCAAGGCCGCGGCAGAGAGUGCUAAAAAGAAAGCUGCCGAGAAGCAAGCAUCUGAGAAAGUCGAGGAUUUGGAAGAGCCGAGGCCGGAGCCGUGGAACAGGGUCUGUUUGUUGGGCUUCCGCGUGUGCAGCAAAGACGAGGGGCUCGAGCUGCGCGUCGUUAUAGACGGUAAGGCACUGGAGGAGUGCGGCAUAAGCGAGAAGGGUGUUGCGGGUUUGGCCUGGGGAGCGGGAGGUGAUGGCGGAGCGAAGAAGGACGAGGCGGAGCAUGAUGAGGUGGAUUUGUAG